AUGGCACAUUCCGCGUCUUCAAGUAGUGCACUAAGCUCCAGAGGUAGCUCGUCAACCAGCUCCACUGGGUUUAAGGUCUAUGGCAGUCUAUUCAAAGUGAGCUCCCGCUACCAGUUCCUCAACCCUCUUGGGAAAGGCUCGUACGGCGUCGUCUGCGCUGCAAAAGACCGCGAUACAGGACAAUGUGUAGCCAUUAAGAAGGUGACUCCUAUGGCAAAGCGUACAACCGACGCGAAGCACACACUCCGUGAAGUUUUACUAUUGCAGCAUCUCGGUAAACAUCCAAACGUUAUCUCUGUUCACAAUCUGUCGGCCAAUAUCAAGGACGAUGAGCUGUAUAUCGUCAUGGACCUCAUGGACACGGACAUGCAUCGGGUGAUCCAGAGCUCGCAGCCACUUUCCGAUGCUCAUGCCAAAUAUUUCCUUCACCAACUUUUACGUGGCGUCCAAUAUUUACACGAAAAUGGAGUGUUACAUCGCGACCUGAAGCCGGGAAAUCUGCUACUGAGCAAGACGUGUCAGUUGAAAAUCGCGGAUUUCGGUCUCGCCCGUAAGAUUCCUCGUGGUUUUAAUGCUGCUACUACAACUCUGGAGCGUCCUCGCUCUGCCCCUGCUGCUAGCUCUAAAGCGAAAGUACCGGAUCGAGCACCAAUGACAGAACACGUGGUGACGCGCUGGUAUCGAGCUCCAGAACUGAUGCUACAACCCGACGGAUUGUACGAUCAGAGCGUCGAUAUGUGGUCUGUCGGGUGUAUUUUCGCAGAGAUUCUCGGCCGUAAAGCUCUAUUUCCCGGCAAGAAUUUCCUGCACCAACUCACGCUCAUCUUCGAUGUGAUUGGAGCUCCAUCUUCCGAGGACACGAUGCAAAUCCAGAGCUCACAAGCGCAAAGAUUCUUGAAAUCUAUCAGUAAGAAACCCAAAAUUCCAUUCCGCACUCUCUUCCCGAAAGCUUCCGAGGCAGCGGUGGAUUUACUGGAUCGAUUAUUGGAGUUCGAUCCGACUACAAGAAUAUCUGCGCAAGAGGCACUGGCUCAUCCGUAUAUGCAAGAUAUCGAGCGCAAGUAUCGGAAUCGUGGAGGAUCAGACCCUCCGCCUUGUAUGCGGGCCGAUUUCUCGUUCGAUUUGAAAAAAUUAAGCAAAUUGGAUCUCCGUGCUCUUAUUGUCAAGGAAGUGGAUAAUCAUCGCAAGUCGACUCUAACACGGACGAACUCUACGGGAUCUUUUAUUACUGACAGUGGGGAGAAUAAGGAGCGGGAAGUGCAACCCGCAGUCGAGAAACCACGCGCUGUGUUGACUCCGAGUGUGAUUCCUAGCGUUACUUCAUCAACCAGUUCAAGCAGCUCGAGUGCUCGCAUCAGUAAAAUACACGCAACCUUACGCCAAGCACAACAGCAAAGUCAGGGCCAAGAGCUGCAACCCGCGAAUGUUGUCACGUUCGGAUCGAAUCGUCAGCGGAUCCGAACAACCAGUAAACCUCCAGUUCCCAAGCAGCAAGACGUGGAUACCUGCGGGUCAAAUCAACAAGAACACGUGCGUGUUAUCCCAGCUCAAGCCACGUUUCUGUCCGAUACUUGGCAAGCAAAGCAGAGGAGGAACCCCGAGCAUUCCGCCUCUUCCUCGUCUAGUUCUGCGGCCUCCUCUCCACCUCGACACGACAGCUCAGUGUGCACGGCAAUUUCACGUUCGAAUCGACCAGGCUCCGCGUUUCUUACAAAGGUGAUAAAGAAGAAGCCGGAGGGGACUGUGGCUGCUUGUAUUGCGUUAAGAAGACCACGACGAGUGUCCUCGGCUGGCCCUACCCGAUCAAAGCCUCGUGUUCUACCUGGAAAUGGGUCUCGUACGGCCAGGAAUGUAAAUUCAACUAACACUUACGUUGGCUCGAUCAACUCGCUUAUUCGAGCUCAGAGAUCAAACAACGGUCAGUCACUAGCGGAUUCAGCUGACAACAUGCUGGCUAAUAUGACGCCAAGUAAACAGCAGGAGCCUUUUGACUCGAGGGACGAAAACGAGUCAACUGUGUCUGGAACACGUCUGAAAACGCAGCGAUCUACGUCAAAACUCCCUGGUGUGGACUUACUGGAAAAGAAAGGUUCAGCGAGGAAACUUACUGUGCCGAAAAGCCCCAAAUUCUCGGUCAUGUCUUGGCAAAAGAAGGGCGAAGGUAGAACAGGAUAUGCGUCUAGUAUGAUUCGCUAG
Molecule: messenger RNA, 2196 nt
Organism: Phytophthora infestans T30-4
Lineage: Eukaryota; Oomycota; Peronosporomycetes; Peronosporales; Peronosporaceae
Product: mitogen-activated protein kinase, putative
Exons: 4
Coding region: 1-2196 (731 amino acids)
Biological process (GO): intracellular signal transduction; protein phosphorylation
Cellular component (GO): nucleus; cytoplasm
Molecular function (GO): protein serine/threonine kinase activity; ATP binding
Source: RefSeq, a predicted model, not a curated record